AUGUCUGCCAAUAUAGAACAGCGGUGGCGACCUCACGCUCCGGCACCAUUCAAUAAGCCCUCCGCGGACAUCAGGAGCAGCGACGGGACAGAUUUCCGCGUACACAGUGUCAUCAUUGCACAGGCUUCGGCGGUAUUUGCGGGCAUAUUCGCCAACCCGCAGGCAAUCCGGGGCGCAAACGGCGUCGAUGUCAAUGCCGACUACGUCGCUGGCGAGGAUGCAAAAACCCUCGACUCCUUCCUCCGUCUGUGCUACCCCGUCAAGGACCCCGCGGUGGACGACCCCCAGCAACUACGCAAGGUAAUCGCUGCGGCGAUCACGUACGCGAUGGAGAAAGCGGUCGCACUGUUGCGGAAGCAGCUGCGCGCGCUCAUCUGCAUGGACCCCUUCGAAGGAUGGAUCGUUGCGUGUACUCUGAAGCUGGAGGAGGAUGCCCGGAGAGCGGCGCCAAUGGUAGGCUAUCGGCAUUCGCCGCAAAGGGAGGGCGUCUGA
Molecule: messenger RNA, 492 nt
Organism: Trametes versicolor FP-101664 SS1
Lineage: Eukaryota; Fungi; Basidiomycota; Agaricomycetes; Polyporales; Polyporaceae
Exons: 2
Coding region: 1-492 (163 amino acids)
Molecular function (GO): protein binding
Source: RefSeq, a predicted model, not a curated record